Molecule: messenger RNA, 429 nt
Organism: Lactuca sativa (garden lettuce)
Lineage: Eukaryota; Viridiplantae; Streptophyta; Magnoliopsida; Asterales; Asteraceae
Source: RefSeq, a predicted model, not a curated record
AUGGUUCAAUCGAGAAUAUUUCUUAUUGUGAAAACAUUUGACAACAAAUAUCACCACCCAUCACUAUCACCACCACUCAACACCACCACCCCGACCCACCACCUAUCACAAUCACCACCACCCGCCGCCACCACCCCAUCACAACCACCACCCACCUCCACCACUCAUCACUACCACCCACCCACUAUUAUGACCACCACUCGCCAUAACCGCCAACUACCACCCAUUACCCAUCACCACAACCACCCGCCACCACCACCCCUACCCACCCACCACUACUACCUAUCACCACCACCACCCACCUCCACCACUCAUCAUCACCACCCACACCAACCACCCACCAAGUCAACCACUACCUACCACCAUCACCACCGACCACCAUCCCAACCAUCACCCAACAAAACCACCAUACACCACCACCACCCAUGA